Messenger RNA from Triticum aestivum (bread wheat), 1099 nucleotides. Its product is annotated as enoyl-CoA delta isomerase 2, peroxisomal. The record is from RefSeq and is a predicted model, not a curated record. Gene Ontology annotation, molecular function: delta(3)-delta(2)-enoyl-CoA isomerase activity. Bases 82 to 807 code for a protein of 241 amino acids. Gene Ontology annotation, cellular component: peroxisome. NCBI's taxonomy places the organism in Eukaryota, Viridiplantae, Streptophyta, Magnoliopsida, Poales, Poaceae. The transcript has a single exon. Gene Ontology annotation, biological process: fatty acid beta-oxidation.
CGUAGAGAUGAUCCGGAUCUGCGUGUGCCUUUUAGAAAAGCGUAAACGGUCCAUCACCUCGCGAUCCCCAAAUCCCCGAAAAUGGACAAUCGAAACAUGUGCACAGUGGAGAAGCGCGGGCGCGUCCACCUCAUCACCCUCACCGGCGCCGGCGAGCACCGCCUCGGCCCAUCCCUCAUCUCGGCCCUCCGCUCCGCCGUGGCCACCGUCCGCGCCUCCCCCGGUGCCGGCGCCCUCGUGCUGGCCGCCGAGGGCAAGUACUUCUCCAACGGCUUCGACCAAGCCUGGGCGAGCACGGUCCCGCCCCACCUCCACGCCUCCAUGAGAGGGGCCUUCCGCGCCCUCGUGGCCGACCUCCUCGCGCUGCCCAUGCCCACCGUGGCCGCCGUCACGGGCCACGCCGCCGCCGCCGGCUGCGCGCUGGCCCUCGCGCACGACUCCGUCGUCAUGCGCGCCUCCCGCGGGUUCCUGUACAUGAGCGAGGUCGACGUCGGCCUCAAGUUCGCGGACUACUUCGCGGAGCUGCUCCGGCAGAAGGUCCCCGACGGAGCGGCCAGGAGGGACAUGGUCCUCGGGGGGAACAAGAUGACGGCGGCGGAGGCGCUGCGGCUGGGCAUCGUGGACGCGGCCGCGGACGGCGGCGUCGAAGACGUGGUGACCGCGGGCGUCGCGGCGGCCGAGGGGCUCGCGGCCAGGGGGUGGGACGGGGAGGUCGUGGCCGAGAUCAGGAAGGCGAUGUGGCCCGCCGUGUGGGGCAAGGUCAAGGACCACGGCGCCGAGGCGGCGGUAGCGCGGCCGCGGCUGUAGGCUCCGGUGUACCGUACGAGGCCACUCCUCCUGAAGAACUGGCUCUGAAUCCACAUCGAGCCGUAGAUCUACGAACUUCAGCUGGGAACAGAGCAAUGUUCAGGAACUGCUCGAACAGAAUCGUCCGGCCAAGAAGAUCGCAGCCACCGGCGACAUGUGCUGGUGGUUUUCCUUGUGCUCUGCCCGACGCUCUUUGAUCUUCGAUUCCGGUUUCAUUGCGUGUGGCGUAUGCUGUCGCUCUGACCGAAGCUCUCUGCUGAUAGACUGAACUUAUGAAGCAUGGCUGCAUGAA